Messenger RNA from Acanthosepion pharaonis, 468 nucleotides. Lineage: Eukaryota; Metazoa; Mollusca; Cephalopoda; Sepiida; Sepiidae. The record is from the annotation of a GenBank genome assembly.
AUGAUAUUCGUCGCUCUACUAUUCGAAAGAUGCAGAGAGCAGAAAAGAGAGAUUGAUUUUGCUUUAGCUGACCUAAAUAAAGCCUUUGAUAUGGUCAAUCCGGAGGCUCCAUGUCUUUUGACUGGGAAUUUGUCUGUCUGUCGACCUUUCCGAGGCAAUUUCACGAGGAUAUGCUUGCUAAGGUAUCCGUCGAGGGAUCCUUACCAGAACUGUUUGCAUACAGGAGUUAAAGAGAGCUGUGUACUUGCUCCCGUUCUCUUUAACAUCUAUCUGGUUUCUGUGACUAUUCUCUCUCGGUUACAUAUGGAACCCAGCGACGGAAUACGUAUCCGAUACCGCUUUGAGAGAAGCGUCUUCAAUGCCCGACGUUUCAAUGCUAAGAAUCUACCAUUCCUGCCUAUGAAGUGCAUUAUGCCGACGAUGCUACCAUAUUUUCUCAUGAGGCACCCUCACUACAACAGUCCCUGA